Molecule: messenger RNA, 2535 nt
Organism: Trematosphaeria pertusa
Lineage: Eukaryota; Fungi; Ascomycota; Dothideomycetes; Pleosporales; Trematosphaeriaceae
Exons: 2
Coding region: 1-2535 (844 amino acids)
Source: RefSeq, a predicted model, not a curated record
AUGUCGACCAUAUAUAGGGAGCGCGAGCGCGAGCGGGACUGGGACGCCAGCUCCCACGGCGGCCGCAGUUACACCACCGUGAAACGCUACAAGAUUCCUGACCGAAGCCUAGAAGAAGACACCUACGAGUCCGAAAUGCGCCUCGUCCACCGCCCGCGCGACAUCCAGGAGCGCCGCGAAGCCCGCGAGUACCUCGACCGAGACGACCCCUCCCCCCGAGAUCGCGAGGUGCGCGAGUACCGCUUCGUCGAACGCGAGGUCGAGCGCUCGCCUUCGCCUCCCCGCCGAGAGAUCCGCGAGUACCGCAUCGAGCGCGAGGUCGAGCGGUCGCCCUCGCCUCCGGCUGCUGUAAGGGAGUACCGCGUGGAACGACAGUAUGAGCGGGAACCCCCGCGAGAGGCCCCUUACGAGCUCGAGAGGUAUUCUAGAUCGACCGAAUUCUUCCGUCCGGAGCAACCCCAGCCCCAGCCCAUCAUUAUCCGCCAGGAGGCUCCACAACCCAUCAUUCUCCAGGAAUCUGCCCCGCAGCAGAUCAUUGUGCGGCGGGAGGAGCCGUCCUACGAGAUCAUUGAGCGUUCUGAAGUAACCGAGGACAGACAAGUCGCCCGUCGCGAGCCCCGGCGCGACGAGGAUUACUACUACGAGCGUAAGGUGAAGGAGAUUGACCGAGGCGGUCGUCGCGAGGAAGGCUACUACGACGAGCGCGAAUACGGUCGCGAUCGCUACUACGACCGAGAUGCCUACAGCGACGACGAUGUCGUCUUCGUCCGAAAAGAGAAGGAUACCUGGGGUCGUGAUGCGAGCCCCCACCACGGCCGCCACCUCGCUGAAGGAGUCAUUGGCGGUGUUGCCGCAGCCGAAAUCCUUAGACACCAUCGGAAGUCCAAAGGAGAAGCUCCAGGUCAUCAUGUCCGUCAAGCGCUUGGCUAUGGUGCCUUGGGAGCCGUGGGUGCCGAAGCCAUCAGCCGCUACAGGAACAAUCGCUCCAGAUCCAGCUCUUCCGAGCGAGGACGAGACCGAAGGCGCCGCCGGAGCCGGUCAAAUUCAAGAGCAAAGAAACUCGGUACAGUCGCCGCUAUUGCAGGCAUCGGAGCUCUUGCCUACGCCGCUGGACGAAAGAACAACAAUAAUACAACAAUCAUCGAAGACCGCCGCAGCAGGUCAAGGAAAAGAAGGUCUUCCGUCUCAGCGGUUAGCGAGGGCUCAAGGGGCAGGUCUGCCAGCCGACAUAUGAGUCCGGAACACCGCAAUCGUCGAGCCGCACAGGUUGGUCUUGCCAGCGCUGCGGUGGCUGGCCUUGUCGAGCACCAACGCAGCAAGUCUCGCGAACGUAAAGGUAAACGAAGUCGGAGUCGUAUCCGACAAGGCAUACCGAUUGCUGCGGCUGGCGCUGCCGGAGCGGCCGUCACUGGUCUGUACGAGAGGCAUAAGGCCAAGAAGGAGGAGAAGGAAUUGUCUAGGUCAAGGUCUAGGUCUAGGUCAAGAUCCAGGUCGGUACGCUCCGGUAGGCGGCGAAGCACAGCAAGUGACACAGCUCUUGUAGAGUACGGUGGUGAUCCCAUCUAUACCGAUCCGGCUACGGGCCGCCGGUCCCGCGACUACGAUGAUCCGGCGGACUAUAGGAACCGGCCUCGUGGCUCGUCAUCGUCCUCGGAUGGCAGGCGGCAUCGGUCUCGAUCAAGCCGAAGCCGGAGUAAGAGUCGGGCUCGGAAGGCGGCAGAGACCGCUGCAGUUGCUGGUGUAGCUGGCUUGGCUGCUCAUGAAGCGGCGAAGCGGCGAGACCGCAAGAAAGCUGAGAAGGAGCGGCAGAAACAUGAAGACUCAUCCUAUUCCACCGACACCUACAGCCCUCCCCCAUCGAGCGUACCACCUGGUGCUGACCCCCGCUACUUCCCCGAAUCAAACUACUUCCCUCCACCACCAACGCAGCCUGUAGAAACCCAAUAUCCCCCAUACAACCCAGCAGAUUAUCCACCACCCGGCGCCGUCAACAUGCCCCCUCCACAUGGCUACACCCCUCCCCCUGUUCAUCCAGAACCCGGUAACCCUUAUGCUCAUGACCCUAGACAUCGACGCGGUCCGGAUGACAAUGUGAGUGCUCCAUCCAAUCCCGAGCACAUGCAUGCACGUGGUGGGUCCAGGCUUUCGCCUGGUACAGAUAAACGGGCUAACAGUUCCCCUUCUGCAGAUGGCUUAAAAACCUCUUCCCCACCUAUUGCGCCAGACCCCGUUCAGCCUCUUUCUGCAAAGUCCGUCCAGUUCGACUUGAAUCCACAAGAGGCGUCGCCUGAACAUUCCCGCUCUCCGGAUCGCAGAGAGAGGGAGAGGGAUGAUAAGAGAGGGAGACGGAACGGUGACGGGAAAAGAGAUAGAGAUCGGCACAGUGACCGCCGCGACGGGUCUCCUGCAUCUGAUACCGAUGCCUCGGGCGAGACUAUUGAGCUGCCCCCGCGGUUCGAUGAGUAUGGUCGGAGGAGAGACGAUGACCCUAUCGCGGAAACACUGGAGAGCGUGUUAUCGGGGUUAUUCCGGUAG